Messenger RNA from Branchiostoma belcheri (Belcher's lancelet), 1372 nucleotides. RefSeq lists its product as uncharacterized. The coding region runs from base 28 to 522 and encodes 164 amino acids. NCBI's taxonomy places the organism in Eukaryota, Metazoa, Chordata, Leptocardii, Amphioxiformes, Branchiostomatidae. The transcript is spliced from 3 exons. The record is from RefSeq and is a predicted model, not a curated record.
GUAGUCGAACCACCCCUUUUGGACGACAUGUGUCAAAACACGUUUUACCAGACGAAAUUGGGUCGCACGUCGCAGCGUCUACAUUUUGAGCGACCCAAAUACAGACAACGCAGCCGGAAUCUGCGAGAAAACAGGACCCCAGACCUGUCUACGCACUGCAAGGUGAUCCUGCCCACCCCUUCGCACAACAAUGGUAGUGGCCAGAAUAACCAGACACAUGUACCAGCGACUCCAACAGGCCCGUUCAAGGUCAGGAGAGCGGACGGCAGAGAGAGCAGACGUGUUGGUGAACCAGUCGGCGGUCCUCCUGACGCUUCUCGGGAUCACGAUCAGCUCCUUCAGCGUGCACAGGAUGUCUUUCUCAAGACAGAUCAAGAAGUGAGGAUUCCUCAAGUCAUGAACUUUGUUCUACAAGAGGUGAAGCCUUGUCUUCGGGACAUGAGCUCUUUUCUUCGAGACACAAAUUUUCUUCUAGACAUGAACCCUCGUUUUCAAACGUUCAACACAAAAUUCAUGACAUGAACUCUUUUUUUCAAGAGGUGAACUCUCAUUUUCGAGACGUGAACUUUUUUCUUUGAGACAUGAAACUUUAAAAGCACAAACCCUUUUCAAGAUAUGACCCCUUUCGUCAAGACAUGAACCCUUGUUUUCAGACCUGUAACCUUUUCUUCAAGACAUGAACCCUCUUCUUCCAAGACACAAAUUUACUAGUAUUUUCUUCAAGACAUGGACUCACUUCUUUGACCUAAGCCCUCCAAGACAUGAACCCUUUCCUCCAAGACAUGAAGUUUUUCUUCAAGACAGGGCCCACAAGGUCUCCACUCCAGUUCUAAGAAAUGAAAUCUGCAGAAGAAGGACUGAGAUGAUGAUGAGAAUCACAGUGUUGCGUUAUGUUGUACAGUAGGAUAAACAGUUAAGGUGUAUGUUAUUGUAUGUAUGUAUAUAUCAUUAACACACAAUGUAACAUUAUAUAUCAGCUUCACUGCCAGGAUUAGAAGUGCUGAGAGUGAAAAAGGAAAGUUUCAAAAUGAAUAUGAAGAAAAAAUGGAAAGAUUAGAAAGGCCAUGGUGUCAUGUGAUUGGUCAGUCUGUAACCAAUCAGUGGGUAGAAAUCGGGUGUUGGGAAGUGAGGGUGUGAAAGGGGACGGUGGGGAAAUGGGCGAAUGACAGAAUAUGUGCAUGAAAGGUUAGCAGAACGCCCAUACAUAGCCAUAUUGUACUGCAGCGAAAAGUCAGUUACAGUUGCAUUGAAAGAAAAUGUUUGUACAUACACAGGAAAAGUUGCCCUCUACAAAUAUCAACUAUUGAAAACCUGUACAGUAUGUAGUGCUAUUUAUAUUCACGUAAAUGGAAUAAAUGCUGCUAUAUUCUUA